Molecule: messenger RNA, 864 nt
Organism: Schizophyllum commune H4-8
Lineage: Eukaryota; Fungi; Basidiomycota; Agaricomycetes; Agaricales; Schizophyllaceae
Product: DNA/RNA polymerase
Exons: 9
Coding region: 144-746 (200 amino acids)
Source: RefSeq, a predicted model, not a curated record
CGACGAACUCGACAUCUCUCCCGACGUCAACUCGGAUCAGCGAGCACGGAUCGAACAGACUAUCGUCAAGCAUAAAACCGCCUUUGGUCUCGAUGGCCGCCUUGGGAACUAUCCCGCUCAUGUCGAGAUCAAGUUGAAGCCGGAUGGACUCGUGGAUACAAUUGGGCGUCAUUGAGCCGUCAAAAAGCCCUUGGGCCGCUCCAGUUUUUAUUACUUAUCGCAAUGUUUCCUCUCCCGCGUCAAGACGAUAUCUUGCAAGCGUUGCAAGGCUCUCAAUGGCUCACGAAAAAUUAGCCUUUCGUUGUCAUCGUGGUCUCUGGCAGUUCAAGCGUAUGCCAUUCGGUUAUCGGAAUGGGCCGAGCGUAUUUCAACGCGUCAUGCAAGGUAUACUCGCCCCCUUCCUAACUUCGAGGACCACGUCAAGCAUCUCGACCAAGUCUUCGAGGCUAUUGCUGCUUCAGAAGGUCUCCCGACUCGGACUCUCUACGCACAAGGAGAAGGUCGACGCGAUUCUCGAUCUCGAGGAGCCCCGAAACCCUUUCUUCAACUUGUUGAAGAAGGACACGCCUUGGAGCUGGACUGAGGUUCAUCGCGAGGCCUUCGACCUAUGCAAGCAGGUUCUUACGAAUGCACCCGUAUCCUUCAACAAGUCCAGCCGAUCCUCGUUCGGGAUUUACGAGGUACAAAGGCUUACGAUCAACUUCUACGCGCGUACAAGAGCAAGCAGCCUAUUCCUCGCCUGGUGACGACGGUCUCUAAGGACCUGGACGACGUCCCCGUGAAUGGUGAGUGGUCCGAUAAUUUCGAGGACACCACGGAAUUACUCGCCGACGGAGCGUGAGGCAUUGGCACUCAAGGAGGCUU